This is a messenger RNA of Zootermopsis nevadensis, 1252 nucleotides long. NCBI's taxonomy places the organism in Eukaryota, Metazoa, Arthropoda, Insecta, Blattodea, Termopsidae. The record is from RefSeq and is a predicted model, not a curated record.
UCUGUGCAGUCAGAGAUCUGCCCGGUCUAAUGCUAGCUGUGGCACGCGAGUGCUAAGGGCUAUGAUUAGUAUGGAGCUGCCAUCUGUCCACCAGCAGCACAUCCAUACGACAGUGUCCAUGGGGCACCAUGUCGACCCUCUGCACCAGCAACAGCAGCAGCAACAACAACAACAACAACAACAACAACAACAGAACAACGCCAUGAUGCACCACGCCAUGGCGGGGGAGGAACCCAAGAAGAAACAGGAAGGCGGGCACGGGAUCAACCAGGAGGGUAAGUGUCCUUUGCUACAUUGUUCUGGCUUUCCUCUUGUGCCAGACUGUAGCAACUCAUGCUGACCUGUUGUCACUGGACAGAGCUCACGAAAUGAAGAAGACAUAAGAUGCGCCACGUCGUUAAAAAUCAGUUGGCUAGGAAGUCCAGGACACGGGGCAGGUUCGAGCGAGUGACAUAGCACUCUGGACUUAUAUUUGUGAAGUUAUUGGUUUGCAUCUCGGUCGAGUUGCCAGAAAUUCGUUCUGAAAAUGUUUGCUGUUUGUCUCAUUCUCUCAACAUAAAUACGGAUACAGUGCCUUGACAAUUGUUUUACGUCCGCGUUGGUAAAUUAGGACACAAUUCCUUUAAGCAGAUCAAGACCUCUUCGCCGUGUAUCCCUUCCGAUUGAUCAUUCUUAAUCAUCGGAUCGCAUUCCAUGUGGUGUCAUAAUUGACCCAAAAAAUGAGGAAACUGUCUUCGAUUAGUUAGCUUAUUUUAUUUUAUUUUCUUUGUAUCCACUGCUCAGGAUAUGAAAUGUCUAAUAAUUACGUAGUUUGAUUUAGAAAUGGCUUGAGAAGAAACAUUUCUUAAGUGUGGCUUAGUUUAUUUACUUAAACAUUUUUUAAACACAGAGUUUACAAUAUCAUGGGAAAAAAUAAUUGCAGAUGGUUAGUAGGUAAGGGUGGAUAAGGCUGACUAUAGCCGGUCCCUGGCACACAUAGAAUAUGACGCAGACGCCUUGUCGCUAUAUAAACCUUCUGAAUUGGCCUGAAUACAACACGUCGGCUGGUAAAUUUCGAUGACAGACUCGUAUCCGUAUAUGAAUGCCAAAUUUUCGAAGAAAAAUAGUGAAUCUCUUUUCAGGGUUGGAAGAUCUGUUUGUCAGUGUACGCGGUGUCACAGUCGAGAACAUCAACAUUGUCAAGUGUGAUAGAACUUUUUAUGACUGAUAUAAUGACAGUGGAAAUAAAAUAAGUAAUUUAUUAUAUUCAGCU